UCCUCCGGGGUUGCGGGGCGCAAAGGGCCCGCCGCCGCGGUGCAAGGGGCCUGUGCCGUGCCGUGCCGUGCAUGCAAGGGGGGCCAUGAACGCGGCCGAGCUGAGCCGGGGAGGAUCCGAGGCUGCAGGGCCGCCGGCCACGCCCGAUGAAGUGGAAGGAGAGACGGGGGGCAAGGAGGCCGCCGAUGCUGCCGACUCGGCCGACUCGGCGGCGGCUCCCGGGCCCAGCGCCGCCGCGUUCCGCCUGUUGGUGAGCCGGCGCGAACCGUCGCUGAAGCUGCAGUACGCCGUGAGCGGCCUGGAACCGCUGGCCUGGUCCGAGGACCAUCGCGUGUCGGUGUCCACGGCCCGCAGCAUCGCCGUGCUCGAGCUCAUCUGCGAUGUCCACAACCCGGGCCAGGAUCUGGUCAUCCAUCGCACCUCGGUGCCCGCCCCGCUCAACAGCUGCAUGCUCAAGGUGGGCUCCAAAACAGAAGUUGCUGAGUGUAAGGAGAAGUUUGCCACCUCAAAGGACCCCACCGUCAGCCAGACAUUCAUGCUGGACCGGGUGUUCAACCCUGAGGGGAAGGCUCUGCCCCCCAUGCGAGGGUUCAAGUACACCAGCUGGUCGCCCAUGGGCUGUGAUGCCAACGGCCGGUGCCUCCUGGCCGCACUGACUAUGGACAACCGGCUGACCAUCCAGGCCAACCUCAACAGGCUCCAAUGGGUCCAGCUGGCCGACCUGACAGAACUGUACGGUGAACGGCUGUUCGAGGCCAGCUUCCGCCUCUCAGCACACGAGGCUCCAGAGAGCAGUCUGGGUGAUUUCGCCGAAUUUCAGAGGCGGCACCGCAUGCAGGCACCUGUGCGCAUGGAGUGGUCGGGCAUCUGCACUACACAGCAGGUGAAGCACAACAAUGAGUGCCUGGACGUGGGCAGCGUGUUGCUGGCUGUGCUCUUUGAGAACGGCAACAUCGCCGUGUGGCAGUUUCAGCUGCCCUUCAUUGGCAAGGAGUCCAUCUCUUCCUGUAGCACCAUCGAGUCAGGCAUCAGCUCUCCCAGCGUCCUCUUCUGGUGGGAAUAUGAGCACAACCACCGCAAGAUGAGCGGCCUGAUCGUGGGCAGUGCCUUCGGGCCUGUGAAGAUCUUGCCAGUCAACCUUAAGGCUGUGAAGGGCUACUUCACACUGAGGCAGCCCGUGGUGCUGUGGAAGGAGACAGACCAGCUGCCUGUGCACAGCAUCAAGUGUGUUCCGCUCUACCACCCGUACCAGAAGUGCAGCUGCAGCCUGGUGGUGGCCGCGCGUGGCUCCUACGUCUUCUGGUGCCUGCUGCUCAUCUCCAAGGCAGGCCUCAACGUGCACAACUCUCACGUCACAGGUCUGCACUCACUACCCAUUGUCUCCAUGGCUGCUGACAAGCAGAACGGCACCAUCUACACCUGCUCGAGCGAUGGCAAGGUCCGGCAGCUUAUCCCCGUCUUCACCGACGUGGCGCUCAAGUUUGAGCACCAGCUCAUCAAGCUGUCGGAAGUGUUCGGCUCGGUUCGGACGCACGGCAUUGCCGUGAGCCCCUGCGGGGCCUACCUGGCUGUCGUCACCACCGAAGGGAUGGUCAAUGGCCUGCACCCGGUCAACAAGAACUAUCAGGUGCAAUUUGUCACACUCAAGACUUUCGAGGAGGCGGCCGCUCAGCUCCUGGAGUCAUCGGUCCAGAACCUCUUUAAGCAGGUCGACCUGAUCGACCUGGUGCGCUGGAAGAUCCUCCGGGACAAGCACAUCCCCCCAUUCUUGCAGGAGGCGCUGGACAAGAAGAUCGAAAGCAGCGGUUCCACCUACUUCUGGCGUUUCAAGCUUUUUCUGCUGCGAAUCCUUUACCAGUCCAUGCAGAAGAGCCCAUCCGAGGUCUUGUGGAAGCCCCACCAAGAGGAUGCCACGAAGGCCUUACUGGUGGACUCGCCCCGGCCAGGUCCCGCUGAUGAGGAGCAGCAAGAGGAAGGCCCCUCUGCCCGGCUCCUUGGCCGGCCUGGACCCCCCGAGCGGAGCCGGGAGAGUGAGGCCGAGGACCCCUCCGAUGAGCCCACACCCGAGGCUGGCUCCCGGGAGCCUGUGGAGGAGAAGCUCCUAGAGAUCCAGGGUCAGAUUGAGGCUGUAGAGAUGCACCUGACACGCGAGCACAUGAAGCGCGUGCUGGGGGAGGUGUACCUGCACACGUGGAUCACGGAGAACACCAGCAUCCCCACUCGUGGCCUCUGUAACUUCCUCAUGUCCGAUGAGGACUACGAGGACAGGACAGCACGGGUGCUGAUUGGUCACAUCUCAAAGAAAAUGAACAAGCAGACAUUCCCUGAGCACUGCAGCCUGUGCAAGGAGAUCUUACCCUUCACCGAUCGCAAGCAAGCAGUCUGUUCCAAUGGCCACAUCUGGCUCCGGUGCUUUUUAACCUACCAGUCCUGCCAGAGUUUGAUCUAUCGGAGGUGUUUGCUCCAUGACAGCAUUGCUCGCCACCCGUCACCAGAAGAUCCAGACUGGAUUAAGAGGUUGCUGCAAAGCCCCUGCCCAUUCUGUGACUCACCAGUCUUCUGAGCAGCAUCGGGGAGGGUACAGAAGGUACACGCUGCCGAGAGAAGAACCUCCACCUGGCCUGCAGAGAGCCCAGUCUCAGCCUGGUGUCCAGAUCCGGGAACGUGCGGGAGCAGGCAUCUUCUCCCUGGGGACUCAUGGAUUUCUUCCCAAUGACUGAGGGCAGCCAUCGAAGUCAUUUUGAGCAGUGCUGAUCUCACUCUCCUUCCCAGUGGGAAACACUGAUUUUCCAAGUGUCUCCACAGGCAAGAAAGCCCUGGUUUCUCUAGGGGCAGGAGUUCUCUGACAGACAGUCGGGUGAGGGCAUUGCUGGACUGCCUGGGGCUUUUUUCCUAGCCGUGGUUUGGGCUGGCCUCGUGGCACCAAAGAACUCAGAUUGCCUGGGACGUGGUACCCAAUCCUCCAGCAGGUAUUCCAAUGUCGGAACCAAUGCAGGGACCUAUGUGUUUGUUCAACAAAUUGCCACAGGUCUGCAUCCCAACCAUCCUCAUAGCCUUGUAUAUUGAGCUCAUUUUCCUAAAACUCUAUUUUUAAGAGGUUCACACCGAGACUAAAGUUGGUUUUCAUGUGUCAAAAAACCAAGUGACUCAAUAAAUUAAUAAUGAAUUGUGA
Molecule: messenger RNA, 3172 nt
Organism: Suncus etruscus (white-toothed pygmy shrew)
Lineage: Eukaryota; Metazoa; Chordata; Mammalia; Eulipotyphla; Soricidae
Gene: GTF3C4
Product: general transcription factor IIIC subunit 4
Exons: 5
Coding region: 86-2563 (825 amino acids)
Biological process (GO): transcription initiation at RNA polymerase III promoter
Cellular component (GO): transcription factor TFIIIC complex
Molecular function (GO): protein binding; histone acetyltransferase activity
Source: RefSeq, a predicted model, not a curated record